AUGGCGCGCUUCUCCACGUCCGGCCCCACCACCGGAGCAGGCGUGCGCACGCGCGCCAGGGCGCCGUUUCCGGCUCCGCGGCCUCACGUGACUGACUCCGUAACACGUGAUGAUUGUUUCUCAGUAGCGCGAGUGCGGAGGACCAUGGAGCUGCUGCCCGGGCUGAGGCUGAGGCUGGGGCCGGGGCCGGGGCCGGGGCCGCGACCCGGGUCCGUGCUGCCGUUGCUGCUGCUGUUCUGGUUGGGGCCGCGCCCCCUCGCCAGAGCAGGGAAAAUGAAGAUCGUGGAGGAGCCGAACACCUUCGGAUUGAAUAACCCCUUCUUACCUCAGACCAGUCGGUUACAGGCCAAGAGAGACCCAUCAGCAACCUCAGGUCCUGCACAUCUCUUUAGACUUUCUGGCAAGUGCUUCAGUUUAGUGGAAUCCAUGUACAAGUAUGAAUUCUGUCCCUUCCACAAUGUCACACAGCAUGAACAGACUUUCCGUUGGAAUGCCUACAGUGGAAUUCUGGGGAUUUGGGAUGAAUGGGAAAUUUUCAACAAUACAUUUACUGGCAUGUGGAUGAGAGAAGGAGAUUCCUGUGGGUCUAAGAGCAGGCAGACAAAGGUGGACCUUGCCUGUGGAAAAAGUCAUAAACUGGCCCGAGUGUCUGAACCAAGUACUUGUGUUUAUUCUCUAACCUUUGAGACACCUCUGGUUUGCCACCCACAUGCUUUGUUAGUGUAUCCAACCUUACCGGAGAAUUUACAGCAGAAGUGGGAUAAAACAGAGCAGUCUCUUGCUGAUGAAUUAAUUACCCCACAGGGAUAUGACAAAUUGCUGAAAGAGAUAUUUGAAGAAGCAGGCUAUUUAAAAGUCUCAACUGAAAAGGCGGCUACAAAUUCAGAGGGAGAUGUCAAGAGUCCUGAGUUUGAAACCCUGGAGAAAUGUAAUAAGGAAUAUGAGGAACUUUCCAAAGAAUUAAAAAGACUGAAAGACUUGCUAACUCAGAAUCACGUUGCAUACACAAAGCAGAGAGAAAGCACCAGGGCUGAACAUUUGGAUUAUAAGACACCUGCAACCAGCUCCCCAGUCUGGAGUAGUAUCAGGCCCCCAGAGCAUCUUCGAGGAGAUACUGGCCUUCAAAAUGACCUCUUGUGACUGUUCACAGGCGGAAGGCCUAAAGAUUCUACGUUGAUUUAUACAGACAUGAUACACAUCUUUGUAUGGGAGAGAGGGAAGUAAGCUUUAAGGUUGCUUUGGUGCUCCCAGGGGACUGAACCCCUACCUACUAGACCUAGUUCCAGAAAACUAUCUCCUCUCUUUCAUGGACACCCCAUCGUUUCAUCCAGGGAAACCAUGAUGUAAAAGAAGAGGACCUUGGAGACCAAGCAAGCUUCCCUGCCCACUUGUGAUGGAGAGAAAAAUCAAACAGUGAAACCAGGAAGAGGAGCAACAGGUCAUAGGGUAAGGCUGAAGCUCUUUGGUGCUAAUGAAAGCUUAAGGCAAAGAAUAAAAAACACUACAGGGAAAAAUAAAUACUUUGUAUAUUAAAGGCACUAUUUUAAGUAUGGAAUACCCUAUAAAUAAAUAAAUGAAUAAAUGAAUGAAGUGA
This is a messenger RNA of Vombatus ursinus (common wombat), 1594 nucleotides long. RefSeq names its product N-acetylglucosamine-1-phosphate transferase subunit gamma (gene GNPTG). The record is from RefSeq and is a predicted model, not a curated record. NCBI's taxonomy places the organism in Eukaryota, Metazoa, Chordata, Mammalia, Diprotodontia, Vombatidae. The transcript has 12 exons. Gene Ontology annotation, cellular component: Golgi apparatus. Bases 1 to 1140 code for a protein of 379 amino acids.